This is a messenger RNA of Tribolium castaneum (red flour beetle), 2941 nucleotides long. RefSeq names its product Phosphatidic Acid Phospholipase A1 (gene PAPLA1). Gene Ontology annotation, molecular function: glycerophospholipase activity; metal ion binding. Lineage: Eukaryota; Metazoa; Arthropoda; Insecta; Coleoptera; Tenebrionidae. Bases 88 to 2793 code for a protein of 901 amino acids. The record is from RefSeq and is a predicted model, not a curated record. Gene Ontology annotation, cellular component: COPII-coated ER to Golgi transport vesicle; cytoplasm. The transcript has 8 exons.
CCUACUACGUGGAAGGUGUCAGAGUUUUGUUGACAGUUAAAAGUAUAACAGCUGUUAGCAUGUGAAAAAGCCCGUCUUCCGUUAAAAAUGACUGAUUUCAACAAAAAAGUGAAAAACCCGCUAUUCAACAACGCAGUUACUGGAGGUACCAUUGAAGAUUUUGCACAAAAUGCUUUGUUACUUCCAGCUAAGGAAAAAACACCGCCGCCGCCACCCCCAGUCUUAAACCUUGAACCAGAUCAACUUGCCCGUGCUGAAGCCCCGAGUUUCUUGGAACCGAUCCCAACAAACCUCGCCACUUUCCAAAACCAAGACCAUCCGCCCCAGCACCAAACCUCGAACCUAUCCUCAGUCUUCUCCUCAUUUUCCAACAUUUUGAAACUGAAGGAGCCCCAGCCUGAAAUCGCGCCACCUCCUGCUGGAAUUGACAGCAUCCUGAGCCAACCCCCGACAAAUGUUGCACCGGUUCCACUGUUCCCUCCAAGUGGAAUCACCAAUACUCCCCCAAGCGCCCCUCCGCAAGCCCCGUCCAACACCUACCGUAGGCCGGGCCUCAAACGACCCGUCUACGCCCAAGUCCCCGGCUUGAGCAACAGCUCGCAACCGCCCCCUCAACCAAACCCCUUCCCGCCGCCACCGGCUCAGUUCAAACUUAUUGCGCCCCAACCCACCACUUUCCUGAACCCGGUCCAGCCGAGUUUUUUCACCCCAGUUGCCUCAAAUUUGCAAAGCCCGGUCAUGGCUGCCAUCCCAGCCAACGAGCUGCUGCAGACGCCCGACGCGAGCCAAGGGCUACCGGCGGGGGUCAACGGGGAGGCGCUCCCUGCAGCGAAUGCCCCUAACCAGGUCUAUCGGCCUGUGUACCACCACUGGUUUUUCAAGCGCGAGAUUGAGGGGAAAACCGUAUGGCAGCCGUUCUCCAUGGUCGAUUCCCUAGCCUUGGAGCAGGCUUUCACGUCCAAUGAUUUGGAUCCGGAUAAAGUGGUGGCGACUGACGGUGGUCGCUACGAUGUCAAUAUUUUGCGCCGUCAGCGAGACCCAGUCUAUUGGAAGGGUUCCGCCAGUGAGGUCCGGAGAUGUUCCUGGUUCCACAAAGGUAACUCUGACGGUAGGUAUGUACCCUAUGAGGAAAACGUCGCGACCAAGCUGGAGGAAGAGUUCAAAACUGCGUUUGAAACGAACCAAUGGCACCGCAAGGUUGAGUUGGCGAAUGGCGAAACUGUGGUUUUCCACGCUCCUGAUGUCUUGGUUCUUUUCCCACCGACGCAGUCACCCGAUGCUUGGGGGAAUACACCGAACCAGCUAAGACCUCGUGUUGUCAAAAGAGGGAUGGACGAGUUUGAUAUUGACGAAGGUGAGCCGGCGAAAGUCGAUCAUCUCCUGUUUCUAGUACACGGGAUUGGGUCGGUUUGCGAUUUGAAGUUCCGCACUGUUGAGGAAGUUGUCGAUGAAUUUCGCAGCAUUUCCUUACAGCUGGUCCAAUCACAUUAUAAAUCGUCCUGUGAGAAGGGCAUAGCCAAUCGGAUUGAAGUGCUUCCGAUCAGUUGGCACGAAGAGCUACAUUCGGAGGACACCGGGAUUGACCGGAAAUUGAAAAGUAUCACACUUGACAGCAUUCCGCGCUUGCGCGACUUCACAAACGACACACUUCUGGAUAUACUUUUCUACACAAGUCCUGUCUAUUGCCAAACUAUUAUUUCCACAGUCGGGAAUCAAUUGAACAAGAUUUUUGAGUUGUUCAAGCAGCGGAAUCCCGAUUUCAAUGGUGGAAUAUCACUCGGAGGUCACAGUUUAGGUUCUUUGAUUUUGUUUGAUUUGCUAUGCCACCAACAUCCAGAACCCGACAAACCGUCACCUGCUGAAGACGAGGAUACUAUAGCACCAUUAAACGACACCAAACCGCCCCCUUUGCUACGUCGCAUGAGUCGAAGAAUUAGCUACAUGAUGGGUGCCGUAGGCACCGGACAACCCCAAAUACAUUACCCCCACCUUAUUUUCCAACCUAAGGCGUUUUUCGCCCUGGGCUCCCCCAUUGGAAUGUUUGUGACGGUCAGAGGGCUGGACACUCUCGGCGAACAGUUCGCCCUUCCGACCUGUCCAGCGUUCUUUAACAUUUUCCACCCCUACGAUCCUGUAGCUUACCGGAUCGAAUCCUUGAUCAACCCCGAGUUAUCCAAACUCAAACCAGUCCUAAUCCCGCACCACAAAGGGCGGAAAAGAAUGCAUUUAGAACUGAAGGAAACAAUGGCGCGAGUCGGCGCCGACCUAAAGCAGCGCAUAAUCGACUCAAUGAAAAGCACCUGGAACUCGUUCUACCAACUCGCCAUGUUCCACCGCCAAGACGAAGCCUCGCUGGAGGCGGAGGUGGACAAGGCCCUCCAAGAGCAGCUCCGCAAGCAGGAGGAGAUCGAGAGCGAAGAACCGGAACAACCAACAACGGACCUACCUUUAGGCAUCUUGAACAACAACCGACGGAUCGAUUACGUGCUCCAGGAAGCACCGUUCGAGUUUUUCAACGAGUACAUUUUUGCCUUAACUAGCCACGUGUGCUACUGGGAGUCGGAAGACACUAUGUUACUGAUCUUGAAAGAAAUCUACUCCAGUAUGAACAUUUCGACCGACGAUAAAAUACCACAACAGACCAUGACGAUUGAGAGACCACCUCCGUCCCCGAAAUCGCAAAGACCGGGGGCGGUGCAACCCGAUGCGUUUGGCAUGGACCCGACUGCCCCCAUGCAACGCGCCGCCAAUUUGGGGCCGCCCCCGAUGACCGGAUUUGUGAAAAAAACAUAGUAUAUGCUGUUUGAGUGGGUGUAUAGGCCGCUAGCGCGGAGGUACGCCCCGUAUUUGCUCUACGGUUGUAAUAAAAGGAAAAAAAUUGCCGGCGGCGAGUGUAAAUAAUUAUUGUGAUUUUGUUAGGAAAAUAAAUAUUUUUAUACAA